Messenger RNA from Temnothorax curvispinosus, 1002 nucleotides. It is a transcript of the gene Blos2, whose product is annotated as biogenesis of lysosome-related organelles complex 1 subunit 2. Gene Ontology annotation, cellular component: BLOC-1 complex; gamma-tubulin complex; BORC complex. NCBI's taxonomy places the organism in Eukaryota, Metazoa, Arthropoda, Insecta, Hymenoptera, Formicidae. Gene Ontology annotation, molecular function: gamma-tubulin binding. Bases 211 to 696 code for a protein of 161 amino acids. The record is from RefSeq and is a predicted model, not a curated record. Gene Ontology annotation, biological process: lysosome localization; endosomal transport. The transcript is spliced from 2 exons.
UAUCCGUCAGAUUCAUGCCAUUCAUGGUCCGACUGCCGAUGCGAUAUCGCGUCACAUUGACAAUUUGAAAAUCAGCUGAUCCACCAUUGACUAGUAAUCACUGAAUUGAAGAAAAAAGAUAGCAGAACGUAAUAACCGGCUAGGGCUAGAGGGAACUGUCAAAACAGAGCUGGGAUCAGCUGGGAUUUAAAAAACAGAGUCGUGCUGAUCAUGGACUCGUCGAAGGACGAAACGCAGACGGAGGCAGCGCUGAUCGAGAGUCUGUCCGCUGAGCAGAACUCGAGAUGCGAAUCACCGAAACGCGGCACCACGCUCUCCACCAGCACCAGCAGUUUCGAGGCGCUGGAUCCGCACGACCCGAACCUGAGUCGACUGGCGAACACGAUGUUUCAGAAGACGGGCGAGUACCUGCAGGAGGAGCUCACCGCUACCCACGCCGACUACCGACUGCUGGAACGUCUGAAUAAGGAGACCAUCGCCAAGUAUACGGAACUAAAGAUCAUCUCGUCGAAUGUGGUGCAAUCACUGGACUCGCUGAAUGAUAAGUAUCAGAAGCUACAGCCGAUCCUAGAUAACAUCAAUCAGAUUGAUGACAGCGUCAGCAAACUGGAGCAAGCUGCGUAUAAACUAGCAGCGUACUCCAAGCGACUCGAAGCCAAGUUUAAGGAUCUCGAAAAGGAUACCAAGAACAAAUAAAGCUGUAAGCUGUAAAUCAUUGUAUCUUCAUGUACCUAUAUAUAAUAGGAUGAUAAAUACGUAUAUCUUAGACAGUCACAGUUAUUGUUAAAAAUAUGACAUGUAUAAAUGUAAAAUAUGUAAGAGAGCUAGCACGUAACGGGUCACAAAAAAUCAUAUCUUUUGUACAUUAAAUUUAUUAGUAUACGAGACCUCUUAAACACGCUUACAAAACUUGUAUAAACGUGUAGUUUGCCAUUCCUUUGCAUAUCAUGUACAAUAUCUGACUUUUAUAUGUAACUUAUUGAUUAAAAGUGAUAUAUCCUA